AAAUGAGCGGAAAUAUUAGAGUUAACUAGUAUAUUUCCAUAAUAAAACAUUCAAGGAGUCUCAGUACUCUCAGAGGGUAGAGAGGAUUGGAAACCGAUAUUCAUACUCUCAAAAUGCUAAUACAACAUUCGGUUGAGGAUUAGCUAAUCAUGCACAAUUUAUAAAACUCCCUCUUUAGAUAGGAUAAAGCGACAGGCACUCAUUAAUUUAGAACUAGGCUAGAUAGUAAACCAAUGAUUCAGAAACUCAUGCUCAAAGAUACCAGAAAUACGAUUAACUAAACUCUAACCUAUAAUCUUAAACUUCCAAUUCGAUGAAUGUGAGAAUAUUGAAGUAGUUUACUUUCACAUUGUAAGUAUGUAAC
Messenger RNA from Paramecium octaurelia, 364 nucleotides. The record is from the annotation of a GenBank genome assembly. NCBI's taxonomy places the organism in Eukaryota, Ciliophora, Oligohymenophorea, Peniculida, Parameciidae.